AUGGCUGAUAUUCUUCUUGAUUUGCUCGAUAAUCGGCAGGCUCUGGUGGCCGACUCGAACCCAACACCAAGAGCUGCCAAGUUAGCAUAUCUAACCCAUCUCGCCAACCAGAAACUGGAAUCACUGGCCUCAGCGGAGCCACAGUCUCUAGCCAAAUCAUCACAAUCACUUCUUCUUUCCCUCCAGGGCGUAUCGAAGCGAUCUCACAAAUCUGUCAUCGCCUCGGCGUCACACCAUGCCACUCUGGCCCGCGCACUGCCCACCCUUGUUGCAGAUACUGCAGAGUUACGCAAUGCAAUUCCCAGGCUCGAUUCAGAGGCUCUUCGCUUCUCAACCACUUACAGCAAGUCUGGUGAUAACGAGGAUUUAGCUGAGAGGAAACGUGCAUUGUUGUUACUUCGGAAUGUUGAGCGACUCGUCGACAUCCUCGAACUACCCACUCUACUUUCGUCAGCCAUCAGCACGGCCCCAGCUAACUACGCCUCAGCUUUGGACCUGAAUGCUCACAUACGGAGACUUCAUGGUUUAUACCCAGACUCCCCACUGGUUGAUUUGGUCUCUCGUCAGGCAGAUGAAGCCAUCAUCAAGAUGACGGCUGAUCUUAUCACGGCAUUGAAGUCACCCGGGCUCAAGCUUGCGGCCUCCCUUCGUACCGUUAGCUGGCUGAGAAGAGUUCUCCCAGAUAUCUCUUCCAUGAGUUCCGCCAGCCGCGACUCACAGGAACAUACACUUUCACUCCUUUUUCUCUGCUGCCGCGUGGCUACUUUGGAUGCUACCCUUGGGGCUCUGCAGCCUCUUCGCGAGCUAGCCGACGAAGAGAGGCACCGGCAGCAAGGGUCCAGCACCCAGUCUUGGUCUGGUGGUCAGCAGACUGAAAAGUACUUGAAGCGAUACGUCGAAAUUUUCCGCGAGCACAGUUUUGGUGUUGUGUCUAUGUUCAAGAGUAUAUUCCCCGGCACCGGGCUUCAAUCCAAUCAACCAGACGGUGGCGCAAAAGAUCCUUUUCAGCCUCUGCCAUCGACCCUUUCGACCUUUCCUCUCCACCUCGUUGAAAUGCUUUUGGAUACUCUCUCCGAAUACCUACCGAUUGUCAAGGACCAGGCCGCCCGUGAUAGCAUUUUGACCCAGGUUUUAUAUUGCUCGGGAAGUUUGGGUAGACUUGGAGGAGACUUCGGCAUAUUACUAGCUAGGCUCGGAGAUGAUCAAGAAGGUGUCACUAAACAGUCCGAAUGGGUCGACAUUGUCAAACGCCACCGUCUCUUAUCGGGCCGCCUUGAAUCCGUUGUUGGAGAUUAUAAGGUCCACGGGGCCAAACAAUGA
Messenger RNA from Colletotrichum truncatum, 1320 nucleotides. RefSeq names its product Dor1-like family protein. Gene Ontology annotation, cellular component: COG complex. NCBI's taxonomy places the organism in Eukaryota, Fungi, Ascomycota, Sordariomycetes, Glomerellales, Glomerellaceae. The record is from RefSeq and is a predicted model, not a curated record. Gene Ontology annotation, biological process: cytoplasm to vacuole targeting by the Cvt pathway; intra-Golgi vesicle-mediated transport.